AUGGUGGUGACAGGAAAUGAUCCGUUGGAAUCGUUUUUGAAAUCGAUUCAGGUGGUCAGAAAUGCGUUUUCUCCCAUAGAAUUGAAUUUUCAGAAGGCGGCGAAGAAUUUCGAGCAUUGUUUCAAUGGAUCCUCGAAAAAUGACAACUUGAAUUGCAGGGUGAAUGAUGAUGCUGGUAAUGAGCAAGUGGCGGCUCAAUGGAAUUCGAAGAUGAGUGGUCAACAGGCAGUCGCCAGUGGUCGUGAUCGGAAAAAACCGAAAGUUCUUCCUGUAAAAUUCGUUGUUGGUAUAUUUACAGAGAAGUGGGAAAGUGAUGUUCAUAGAAAAUUGCAUGCUAGACGUGAUGGGACAGAGAGUACGCGUGUUAAUUUGCUGAAGAAAGGGAUGAAACAGAGGUCUGAGAAUGAUUGUGCGAAACAGAAUAAGAACUCUUAUGGGAAUUGCUUGCUUUUGGACAUGGCACUAUCAUAUUUGAUCAAUGGUUUUUUACAGGCCUUCCCAAGACCAUCCAAGUCCGAGAAAAAGGGGUUGCAGAAGAAGACGGACAAGGAAAAUCUUGGUAGCAAAGGCUCGCAUUUUAGUAUUCAACCAAAAUUGGUGGGGGUUGGUGAAAGUAUACAGGAGGUGAAGGCAAGAGAAGGCAAAGACUUGUCUUUUGAGUAUGUGAUAGGGUUUGUGGUUGAUCAAAUUAACCAUUUGCCAAAAUUCGACGUGUCUUUUCAAGAAAAUGAGUGUAACAAUGCUGAUUGUAAACCAUCUAAUCAAUUUGACCAUUUCAAAGCACUUGUCAGUAUUUUGGAAGGAAAAAGAGCAGAUGUGAAUGGAUUCCUUGGGAAUUUGAAGUUUGCACGUGUGGGAGGAGUACCAUCAAGUGUUGUUGAAGUGCCAUCUGUGAAAGAUGAGGGAGCUAAUGAUACUGUUACUCAGGAAGAAAGUGGUGGAGGCAAUUCCUCUAAAAAAAUGGCCAAUGGAUUGCUUAGUAUUCCAUUGUCCAAUGUUGAACGUUUGAGGUCUACCCUGUCAACUGUCUCAUUGGCUGAAUUGAUUGAACUUUUACCACAGAUUGGGAGAUCUUCAAAAGAAGAACAUCCUGACAAGAAGAAACUGUUUUCCGUACAGGACUUCUUUAGAUAUACAGAAGCUGAAGGAAGGAGAUUUUUUCUCGAGCUGGACAGGGAUGGUGAUGGACAAGUCACUCUGGAGGAUCUAGAAGUUGCCAUGAGAAGGAGGAAACUUCCUAAAAGAUAUGCUCAUGAAUUUAUGCGGCGUACAAGGAGUCAUUUGUUUUCGAAGUCUUUUGGCUGGAAACAGUUCUUGUCCUUGAUGGAACAGAAAGAACCAACAAUCCUUCGAGCAUAUACGAGCCUCUGUCUGAGCAAGUCUGGGACACUACAGAAGAGUGAAAUCUUGGCGUCCCUGAAAAAUGCGGGCCUUCCUGCUAAUGAAGAUAACGCUGUCGCAAUGAUGCGUUUUCUGAAUGCUGAUGCGGAGGAAUCUAUAUCAUAUGGGCAUUUCCGGAAUUUCAUGUUAUUGCUCCCUUCAGACAGACUUCAAGAAGAUCCAAGAAGCAUCUGGUUUGAAGCUGCGACUGUGGUUGCUGUUCCCCCUCCUGUGGGAAUACCUACUGGCAGUGUUCUAAAAUCAGCAUUGGUUGGAGGUCUUUCUUGUGCAUUGUCUACAUCCUUAUUGCAUCCUGUUGACACUGUUAAGACAAGGCUACAAGCUUCAACCCUCACCUUUCCAGAGAUCAUAUCGAAGCUUCGGCAACUUGGAGUUCGUGGAUUCUAUAGAGGAUCAAUUCCAGCUAUACUAGGGCAAUUCUCAAGUCAUGGUCUCCGAACUGGAAUUUUUGAAGCAACCAAACUGGUGUUGGUCAAUGUUGCGCCCGCACUUCCAGAAAUACAGGUUCAAUCAGUGGCUUCAUUCUGCAGCACAUUUCUUGGAACGGCAGUCCGUAUUCCCUGUGAGGUGUUGAAGCAAAGAUUGCAGGCAGGUUUAUUUGACAAUGUUGGUGAAGCCAUUGUCGGGACUUGGCAGCAAGAUGGCCUCCGGGGCUUUUUCCGUGGGACCGGCGCCACCCUUUGCCGCGAAGUCCCAUUCUAUGUAGCGGGUAUGGGCCUCUAUGCUGAAUCUAAGAAGGCUACCCAGCAGCUUCUGGGACGUGAGCUAGAGGCUUGGGAGACUAUUGCUGUGGGGGCUUUAUCCGGCGGGCUAGCGGCCGUGCUAACAACUCCAUUUGAUGUAAUAAAGACAAGGACUAUGACGGCCCCACAGGGUCGCCCGGUGACUUUGUCGAUUGUGGCCUUCUCUAUUUUGCGUCAUGAGGGACCUCUUGGGUUAUUCAAAGGAGCCUUGCCUCGUUUUUUCUGGAUAGCCCCACUUGGAGCCAUGAAUUUCGCAGGCUAUGAGCUUGCAAGGAAGGCUAUGGACAAAAACGAGGACAACAACACUGGCAGCGAAGCCCUUGUGCAGAAAUAG
Striga hermonthica is the source of this 2478-nucleotide messenger RNA. The record is from the annotation of a GenBank genome assembly. NCBI's taxonomy places the organism in Eukaryota, Viridiplantae, Streptophyta, Magnoliopsida, Lamiales, Orobanchaceae.